Molecule: messenger RNA, 561 nt
Organism: Paramecium octaurelia
Lineage: Eukaryota; Ciliophora; Oligohymenophorea; Peniculida; Parameciidae
Source: the annotation of a GenBank genome assembly
AGAGCAUCAUUUAAUUGAAGUAAUUAACAGUUAAAUACCUAGUAUUGAUAAUAGUUUUACAUUUUGAAUACCUAUAACUAUUCGUGAGCAGAUAACAUGUUUAAUAAAUUGAAGAUCAUUAAUAUCUAAUAAAUACAUGAUAAGAAUAUCGUAAGGGUAAAGGAAUUAAAGGAAUGCUUAUAUACUACAGUGGUGAUCGAAAAACUGAAGCAAAUGGGAAAAAUAAAAUAUAAAAUAAUAAUCCAAUAUCAUCAUAGGUUUGAAAAUAUUAUAGAGAAUGACAACAAGGAAUACAGUGAUACUUAAUUUUUGAUUGAGUAUUCAUGAAUUAUGGACUAUUGAUUUUUGGAGUGAAUAGAGAUUAUCAAAUGUAUUUUUUUAUUGAUAACACAUAGAUUAAUAAUAUGAGAAGAACUUUUGGAAUAAAAGAAUUGAAAAAUGAAAAUCAGAUUUAGGAAUUGCAAAAAAUAUGAAGGAAAAGUGAAUAUUGGGAUUGGUAAAUCGUAUUAGUGAAAGAUGAUUGUUAUGAUUAAUGCAGUGUGAGGUCACUCUGUGAUAGAU